UGCUCUUAUCACCCCCGCUAUUCGUUGAAAGCAUCUUGAUACUUGGAAAGCGGAAUGCAGGAACCGGCCUGACACUUGCCCAACUUUUUUCCUACCUCAAUCACUGUUUCCCAUCUUUUUCCGUCCCAGACUGCGCUUCCUGCCUUGUUGCGCUGCGGACUUGCUCCUGCUGUAUAAGCCCCACCCACUGCAGUCGCACGUUGCUUCUUCUGGUGGUGAUGUUCUCAUUCCCUUCACCACUCUUCCAUUUCAACAUCGACACCAUCAACACCUCUUAGACCUCACCAGAUACCUGAGCUGAGUUGAGCUGAGCACAGCAAGUCUUUCAUUUGUAUCGCUUGCAUUCUCUAAUUCUAUCCUUUCAAGUCUCUCCUUUGACCUCCUCGAUUCUUGCUCGUUCUUCCACAGCGAGUCCACGCUGCAGCCAAUGCAAUAGCCAGCACUCGAUAUAGAUCAACAAAAUCUUUCCAGUCCUUCUCCGGCCACCAAGAUGGCUCCCAAGACUCAUCAGAGUACUCGUCAGGUCUACCUCCUUCCGCUCACCGACUCCGGUGCUCCAGAUGUACCCAAUGAGUACAUCUACUUGCCUGCACCUACCGAGCCUGCGUACCUGUUAAGAUUUGCCAUUGAAGGUGCAAGCUCAAUAUGUCGAGAAGGCAGCCUCUGGGUCAAUAUACCUGAACCUGGUCAUUCCUUUGAUCGGAAUCAUUUCCGCGAGUACAAGCUGCAUCCAGACUUCAAUCGAACUUUGGCGAUCGAUAUCCCAAUCACCUGUGCCGGAGCAUUCUCCUUCUACACCACCUAUACUCCUCUGCCAGACUUCGCCCUCUCUUCUGCCGAACCGCCCCAACCUACUCGGACGCAAACCUACUAUGUCGAUAUUGAGCCCAGAUUGUCCUUGGCCGGCUCCAGCCUACCUCUGGAUGCCUUGGGCAUCUUCUCAGUUGUGUCCAAGUUUAUGGGGAAAUAUCCACAUGACUGGAAUAAACACUUGAAAGGCAUCAGUGCGAGGGGUUACAACAUGGUGCACUUCACACCUCUACAGCAGAGGGGUGAGUCCAAUUCACCUUACAGUCUCUACGAUCAACUAGCCUUUGACGAACAGCUGUUCCCUGGUGGAGAGAAAGAUGUGGCUCGCAUGAUCAAGUCCAUGGAGGAUGAGCACGAUCUAUUAGGGCUCACUGAUGUUGUAUUCAACCACACAGCCAACAACAGCAAAUGGCUAGAAGAACAUCCAGAAGCCGGUUACAACGUCGAGACUGCUCCCUGGCUGGAAUCAGCUUUGGCCCUCGACAACGCCCUCAUCAAUUACGGCGAGCAGCUCGAGUCUCUCGGUCUUCCCACUGAACUCAAGACUCCUAGUGAUCUUGACCACAUCAUUGCAGGCAUCCAGCCACAUGUCAUUGACAAGAUUCGUCUGUGGGAAUACUUUGCAUGCGAUGUCAGGACUGACGCUCAAGCUGUGCUCGACGCGUGGAAGAGAGGUUCCACAAAGGUGCCGCGAGGAGGGUUUGAAAACGCUAUUGGUGGAGGUCUUGACUCUCUCAAGUCGUGGUCUCUCUACAACAAAGCAGCCUUCCUCAAGGAGCACGGUCUUUUGAAUGGCUUACGCAUCGACGGUAGAUAUUCACGGAAAGUCGAUCCUGACAUCGGCUCUGCCAUGCUGACGGCUCUGCACGGUCGCUACGAGGAUGACUCGAACAUUCAGGCCGCCGAAGAAGAGGUCAAGGCAUGGCUGAAUGAGCUCAACCUACCUUUUUACCGCGAGUACGAUGCCGAUGUUGCCAGUAUCAAGGACCAGCUCAAAGGCCGUAUACAAUAUACCAGGUUGGACGAACACGGUCCGAGACUAGGUCCCAUCACCAAGGAUAUCCCCUUGUUUGAGACCUACUUUGCUCGACUACCCCAGAAUGAGACGACUUCCAAACACAACCCCGACGCGUUGUCUCUCGCGGUCAAUGGAUGGAUCUGGGCUGCUGAUGCCAUGAAAGACAACGCCGGUCCGGACUGGAGGCCUUAUCUACGCCGGGAGCUGAUACCAUGGAGCGACUGUGUCAAGCUCCGAUACGGCAAAGGCCCCGAAGACAAUUCAUUCCUGUGGGAGCACAUGACAAAAUACGUCCAGCUGAUGGCUAAAUACUUUACAGCAUUCCGGAUUGACAAUUGUCACUCGACUCCAAUCCAUGUGGCCGAGUAUUUGCUCGAUCGAGCACGAGAGAUCCAGCCCAACCUGGCCGUGUUUGCAGAACUGUUCACUGGCAAUGAGCAGAUGGAUUACGUCUUUGUCAAAAGACUCGGUCUGAGUGCAUUAAUCCGUGAAGCUAUGCAAGCAUGGAGCACACAAGAACUGAGCAGACUCGUACAUCGACACUGCGGUCGUCCCAUUGGAAGUUUCGAGGUCAAUGUUCCUCAGCGCUCAAAGAAACCAGUUAGUAACUUGGUCAACGGAAAUGGGCCCAAGACCAAAGAAAUCGUCAAGCACAUCCGUGAAAGCCCCGUACACGCUCUUUUCAUGGAUUGCACUCAUGACAACGAAAUGCCCGCCCAAAAGAGAGAUGCCAGAGACACACUACCGACGGCCGCCCUGGUCAACAUGUGCGCUUGUGCCACCGGCAGUGUCAUGGGCUUUGACGAGAUUUAUCCUAAGCUGGUCGAAAUUGUGCACGAGAAACGAUCAUACACCUCCGCCAGCUCUGAAGGUGAAGUCCUUGUCGGUCCUGGUGAGGGAGGCAUUGCUGGUAUCAAAAAGCUCAUGAAUCAGAUCCACACUAUGAUGGGCAAGGAUGGCUACGACGAAACGUUCCUUCAUCAUGAGGGCGAGCUCAUCACACUUCACAGAGUGCACCCAGAUUCGCGCAAAGGAUACUUCCUCAUAGCCCACACGGCAUUUCCCGGUUCCGGUAAUGGAAACGGUGGCUUGAGUCCCGUUCAUCUUGCUGGUACUAAAGCACGCCAGUUGGGUGCUUGGGUGUUGGAGGUUGACCAAACUGAUGCUGCGAAGAAAACCGCACUAGAGGACCCUAAUGAGCUCGUCGGUCUGCCGGCCAGGGUGAGAAAGAUCAAGGGUGCGACUAUCGACUUCAACAACGGCGACACUGUGAUCAGAGUCGCUGAUUUCUUCCCUCCUGGUUCCAUCGCACUCUUUGAGACCUGGGUUCCAUCAGCGGAACAUUCUCAGGGUCUCAACGCCUUCCUGGCGAGUGGUACAGAAGAGGCCUUUGGCGAACUUGAUCUCACCGACCUCAACUUUGCCCUAUAUCGGUGCGACGCAGAAGAACGAGAUUCCAGUGAUGGCCGAGAUGGUGUCUACAACAUCCCUGGCUACGGUCCUCUGGUGUAUGCUGGUUUUCAAGGAUGGUGGAGUGUGGUCGAGCCUAUUGUGAGAAAGAACGAUCUAGGCCAUGCUCUUUGCAACCAUCUACGUCAAGGACAAUGGGCGCUUGACUUCAUCGUGGGCCGUCUGGAAAGAAUAUCCAAACAAGAAGGAUACUCCAAAUUGCACAAGCCAGCCAAGUGGUUGAAGGAACGGUUCGAUGCGGUCGGCGAAAUCCCAAGUUUCCUGUUGCCACGAUACUUUGCACUCAUCAUCCAAAUCGCGUACAAUGCUUCGGUCAAGCGUGGUAUCGAGCUGAUGAGCCCAAACAUUCGGCAAGGUCAAGACUUUCUCCAAAGUUUGGCCAUGGUCAGCGUCCAACAAACAGGAUACGUCAAAUCAGCAUCGUUGUGGCCGAACAAGAGCGUCCCGUCACUUGCUGCUGGUUUGCCUCAUUUCUCUGUCUCCUGGGCAAGAUGUUGGGGACGAGAUGUGUUCAUCUCAUUACGAGGGCUGUUUUUGUGCACCGGUCGGUUCGAUGAAGCCAAGGAGCACAUCAAAGCCUUUGGUAGCGUGUUAAAGCAUGGUCUGAUACCCAACCUACUGAGCAGUGGCGCUGCUCCCCGAUACAACUCUCGAGACUCUCCGUGGUUCUUCCUACAAAACAUCCAAGACUACACCAAGAUUGCUCCUGAUGGUUUGUCGAUUCUCCAAGAAAAGGUUCCUCGCCGAUUCCUUCCAUAUGACGAUACCUGGUUUCCUCAUGACGAUCCUCGAGCAUAUUCGAAAGAAUCCACGGUCGAAGAUAUCAUCCAGGAAAUCCUUCAGCGGCAUGCUUUUGGCCUGUCUUUCCGCGAGUACAAUGCUGGACCCGACUUAGACAUGCAGAUGAAGCCCGAAGGAUUCCAGAUUGACGUACACGUUGACUGGAAGACAGGAAUCAUCUUUGGUGGCAAUCAGAACAACUGUGGUACGUGGAUGGACAAGAUGGGUGAAAGUGAACGAGCUGGCAGCAAGGGUGUACCGGGCACACCACGAGAUGGUGCUGCCGUUGAGAUCACAGGUCUCUCAUACAGUGCUAUACGGUGGGUAUCUGAGCUGCACAAGGCUGGCCACUAUCAGUACUCAGGCGUCGAGACCGAUCAAGGAGAGAGGAUCGCCUUUUCUGACUGGGCAGAUCGUAUCAAGGCAAACUUUGAAAAAUGUUAUUGGAUCCCGGUGGACCCCAAGGACGAUAUCGAAGAUGAUGUCGACCCGAAGAUUAUCAAUCGUCGCGGUAUCUACAAGGACCUGUACCGAUCUGGCAAGGAGUAUGAGGACUAUCAACUCCGAGCCAACUUUCCGAUAGCUAUGGUUGUUGCGCCGGAUCUCUUCACUCCUGAAAGAGCAUUGCACGCGUUGAAAAUGGCGGAUGAUAUUCUGCGAGGUCCGACAGGCAUGAGAACCCUGGAUCCCUCGGACUUGAAUUAUCGUCCUUACUACAUCAACUUGGAGGACUCGACCGACUUUGCCACGUCGAAAGGAAGAAAUUAUCAUCAAGGUCCAGAGUGGCUGUGGCCAACCGGAUUCUUCUUGCGAGCACUGUUGAAGUUUGAUCUCCAACGCCGUACGACACCAGAGGAGAGGAUGGAGUCAUUCCAACAAGUGACACAACGACUUGCUGGAUGCAAGCAAGCCAUCAAGGACAGUCCAUGGAAAGGAUUGACAGAAUUGACCAACAAAGACGGGUCAUUCUGUGGUGAUUCGUCACCGACUCAAGCCUGGUCCGCUGGUUGUUUGAUUGAUCUGUUCCAUGAUGGAUAUUCUGAGGGGACUGAAACCAAUGGCUCUUGAUGCAUCAAAAUGUGGAUUAGACUGGAAGUGAGGUCGACUGUUGAUGGUUAAUCCUAUAAAAGGCGGGCAUUGCAUGAAUACCAAUUGUCCGUGACGAGGAUUGGUAGACAGGGCAUAGAGGAGGAGGAUUAUUUUUAUAGAAGGCCCGGAAAAUAGACAUCAAUAAUGAUACGAGUAACGAAUG
Exophiala viscosa is the source of this 5330-nucleotide messenger RNA. Its product is annotated as glucanotransferase domain of glycogen debranching enzyme-domain-containing protein. Gene Ontology annotation, molecular function: amylo-alpha-1,6-glucosidase activity; 4-alpha-glucanotransferase activity. The transcript has 2 exons. The coding region runs from base 491 to 5146 and encodes 1551 amino acids. Gene Ontology annotation, biological process: glycogen biosynthetic process; glycogen catabolic process. The record is from RefSeq and is a predicted model, not a curated record. Lineage: Eukaryota; Fungi; Ascomycota; Eurotiomycetes; Chaetothyriales; Herpotrichiellaceae.